Molecule: messenger RNA, 2304 nt
Organism: Odontomachus brunneus
Lineage: Eukaryota; Metazoa; Arthropoda; Insecta; Hymenoptera; Formicidae
Exons: 11
Coding region: 1-2304 (767 amino acids)
Biological process (GO): sensory perception of smell; detection of chemical stimulus involved in sensory perception of smell
Cellular component (GO): plasma membrane
Molecular function (GO): odorant binding; olfactory receptor activity
Source: RefSeq, a predicted model, not a curated record
AUGAAGAGUGACACGAAUGCCACCGGUCAGCCAGCGAUGAGUCCGAUGAGUACCGUGUGCCGUUCCGUGGAGUUCGGCCUUCGCCUGGUCGGCGUAUGGCCGGGCACGUCGAUGUCCCGUAGAUUCUCCUACAUAUUUCUGAUGGCGUUGUUUCAGAUCUUUCAGUACCGUUACCUGAUCGCUCACUUCAGCAAGCAGGACCUCUCGCUCCUCAUGGACGUUCUGAGCGCGACUAUGGCUUACAGCUUGCUGUUCCUCAAGCUGAUCAUCCUCACCGUCAACGCUCGUCAGCUCGAUGAAAUGAUAGCGUGCGUGAUCGAGGACUGGAAAAAGCGCGAUGCGUCCGACGAGUGCGCGAUGACCAGAACAGCUUAUACCGCUCGUCGCUUCUCCAAUCUGAUAAUCCUCUCCAACGCGAUGUCGGUUUUAUCCUACGCGACCGGCAACCUCCUCAUGUGGCGCAAGAACGAUAAUCAGACCGACAAUCGGGAGCUCUUCCUCAAGAUGGACCUGCCCUUCGACACUGCUAGAGAAUCUGUCUACGUAGCUGUUCUCGUUACACAGUUCGUUCACCAGAUGAGCGCCGCUAGUAUCUUGGGCGUGUUGGAUAGUUUGCUAUUGACUCUGGUUCUGCAUGUGUGUGGACAGAUUGACAUAAUCCGGCGAAAGUUGGGCACUAUCACGCAACAGGAUAUCGAGCGAAAUGCAAGCAAGAUCAUUGUAAAAAUGUUGAUUAUUCGACAUCAGAGGGUUAUCUCCUUCGCGAAGAAUAUCGAGGCCCUGUUCUCGAACAUCGCACUAAUACAAUUUUUAUCGAACACUUUGAUCAUCUGUUGCCUGGGCUUUCUCAUCGUGAUCUCCAUCGAUCUCCCGAAUGGGUCGACGAUGCUUGUGAAGUCUGUAUUUUUUUAUAUCGGGAUGAGCGCGCAGGCGUUUGUAUUUUGUUUCGUCGGGGAAUAUCUCAGUUCGAAGAGCGGAAUGAUCGGCGACGCGGCGUACGAAUCGCUCUGGUAUGAUCUGAAGCCGAAUCAGAAUCGCGAUAUUUUAAUCAUGAUCAUAAGAUCACAGAAGCAUCUAAAGCUCACGGCCGGCAAGUUUGUGGAUCUUUCCUUGAAGCAAUUUGGCAACAGUCGAGCGAAGGUCAAAAGUGGUGAAAUGAGCUCGAUGACUACCGUGUGCCGUUCUAUAGAGCUUGGAUUUCGCUUGGUCGGUGUAUGGCCGGGCACGUCGUAUGCGACCUUGCGUAGAUUCUUCUAUAUAGCCAUGAUGGCGGUGUUUCAGACCUUUCAAUACCAACAUUUGAUCGCGCACUUCAACGUGGACGAUAUGUCGCUUCUCAUGGAUGUAUUAAGUGCAACUAUGGCUUACAGCUUGCUGUUUAUCAAGCUGAUUAUUCUCGCCUUCAACACUCGUCUGUUCGGUGAGAUCAUAGCACGUGUGGUCGAUGACUGGAAAGAGCGCGACGUAUCCGACGAGUACUUCAUGAUUAAAAUGGCUUACAUCUCCCGCCGAUUCUCCAAUUUGAUAAUCGGAUCGUACGCGGUGUCGGUGUUCUUCUAUGCGUCCGGCACCCUGAUCAGGCUGCGUGCAAACGACAACCUGACCGACCCUCGGGAGCUCUUCCUCAAGAUGGAGUUGCCCUUCGGAGUCGAGAGUGUAUCCGUGUACACGGCUGUACUCGUUACGCAAUUCGUACAUCAGACGAGCGCCGCUAGCAUAGCGGGAGUGCUAAAUUCCUUACUGCUGACAUUGGUUCUCCACGUGUGCGGGCAGAUUGACAUAGUGCGGCAAAAACUAGGUGAAAUCACGCAAAAGGAUGUCAAGAGCGGCGUGUCCAAGAGCCUCAUGAAAAAGUUGAUCAUCCGACACCAGAGGAUCAUCUCCUUCACGCAAAGUAUCGAAGCUCUCUUCUCGAACAUCGCACUUGUACAAUUUGUGUCGAAUACUCUUAUCAUCUGCUGCCUGGGAUUUCUAAUCGUUAUCUCUAUCGGUUUGCCGAACACGUCGUCGACGUUAAUAAAGUCCGUAUUGUUUUACGUGGUCAUUAACUUGGAUGCGUUUAUUUUCUGCUUCGUCGGCGAGUAUCUCAGUACAAAGAGCAGAAUGAUCGGCGACGCGGCGUAUGAGUCGCUCUGGUACGACCUGAAGCCGCACCAGAAUCGAGAUCUCCUCCUGAUGAUUCUGAGAUCGCAGAAACACUUGACGCUCACGGUCGGCAAGUUCGUGGACCUUUCGUUAGUGCAAUUCAGCAGUAUCGUGAAAGCCUCGGCGUCAUACGUGUCGGUGUUGCACGCGAUGUACUGA